UCAUUGGCACUAGUUUCACGGCGCAAAGUGCGAACAUGAUGUAAUGUUUUGUUGACGAAUAUUCGAGAGAUCCGAGAGCGAGGUGUAGCGCAAAAUGUCGAUUGUUAAUUUUUUCAAAAACCUUUUCGGUAAGGGAGAGGACGCGCCGAAGCAGAGCUUCGAGGAUCACCAGUGCACGGACAAGUUUCGAAACCCGAUUUGGCAGGACGAUGACAGUGACAGCGACGAGAAUGAUUUCAGAAAUUUUCACAGUGACAUGCACUUUAAAAUCUUUAGUGAUCCCUUUGGAAUCGUCCGUUAUUAUGAACAGCAGAUGGAUGACAUGAUGAAGGGUAUAUUUUCUGGGUUCGAGUCCAACGGUGCUAUCUUCGACUUUGGCGAUGGCAAUUUUGAGGCUCUACCGUUUGAGCAGCCAAAAUCGGAAGGCUCUUUACGAGACAAAUUCCUGAGACCCGAUAAAGAACAUCACUUAAAUCUUCCGGCAUUGCAAGAUAAAGAAGAUACUAUUUUGGAUGGAAAGUUUAAUUCAAAAGACUUGAUACAAGCCUGGAAAAAUCGUGAACAGGAACCGAGCGAAGAAGUUCAAAUUACAAAACCGUUUGAAUCCCAUUCGUAUAAAAAAAUGAACUCUAUCAGGAUCAUUCAACGACCGGAUGGAACUGUGGAGAAGCACAAAACGUUCACGGACAGUCAAGGUAACAAGGAAACGGUAAUCACCAGGCAAAUUGGAGACAAAGUGCACACCAUCAAAACGAAAGUUGAUCCAACUGGAACUGAAACGAAAUUCGAAGAUCUAAUUAAUAUGAAUGAAAAUGAUCUGAAACAAUUUGAUCAACAAUGGAGAGAAACCCAAAAUAACAAACCCUUCGAAGAUCAGAAUUCACUGAAUUAUUUCCCAUGGCACAAGUUCUUCGGUCCUAACCUGUAAUCUCCCUGGUGAACUAGCUAACUAUAUUACUAGUGCAUAUAGUGAUCGAGAUCAACGGUUUUAAACUUCAGCAUCUAUUUCUUCCAGAAUCCACUAGACCAAAUAGGUACUAACAUGUCCCAGAAAGGAGAUGUGAAAUAACUUAAAAGAAAACAAAAAUAGUGAAUUUCGUUGAACAUCUGGAAAAUACAUUGUACAAGGCUUUGUGUUUAAUAAAAAUCACUUCGUUAUAUUGACAA
Orussus abietinus is the source of this 1167-nucleotide messenger RNA. RefSeq names its product HCLS1-associated protein X-1-like. Bases 95 to 928 code for a protein of 277 amino acids. The transcript has 6 exons. Gene Ontology annotation, biological process: regulation of actin filament polymerization; negative regulation of apoptotic process. Gene Ontology annotation, cellular component: sarcoplasmic reticulum; apical plasma membrane; mitochondrion. The record is from RefSeq and is a predicted model, not a curated record. NCBI's taxonomy places the organism in Eukaryota, Metazoa, Arthropoda, Insecta, Hymenoptera, Orussidae.